CAAAAACUCAUUUUCGAGUGAGUUUAAUUUUGGUAAAGAAAUACUGAAAAUGAAAAUAAAGAUCUUUCCUCUCCUCGUACUCACCUGUUAUCCAUGGCCCAGCUUUUGGCCCAACAUGCUAAAGCCCGAAAACGACUCAUUCUCUCUCCUAUUUCACUAGUUCCUGAUUUUAUCCAAACCCUAAUUCCCCUCUGCAACGGCACCAAUGGUCCCCAACGACUCCCUCCCGCCGUCACCCACCGGCGGUGGCCCUGACGUCUCUCCGAACAAUUCCGACCCCGCCGCGCGGAACCCUAGCCGCUCGCCACCGGCGGCCGGAGGACCACCACUGAACUCCACGCAAUCGCCAGCCAUCUCCGGCGGCCACCGUCUCCCACCAACGCCUCCGAUUUCCAUGGAUACCCGAACACCGAAACCUUCUCCCUCCACGGCACGAACCCUGACUGCAGCUAAGCGAAGGAGGAUGCGGUGGACUAUUCUGGCUGCACUAACUUACAUAGCGUAUAUCUGUACUCUACUCGCACGAGAUGGCCAUGUAUCUAUGUCAGCUACUCUGUUAACCCUCUUUUCGUUGGCGUAUUUCGUAAUCCUGUUCCUGUUGCUAUGUUCCAGCCCUGUCCCGUUAAUCGAGUUGGGAGAAUUUGUCGGGAUCCUUGCCGCCAUUCUCAAUGCAAACACAGCCAAGCUCGGCUGGGACAUUGUCUUAAUAAACCUGCUUUUUGUGAAUAUGAUGGCCAUGUUCAAUGCGGCCGUGAUAUUUGUCAAAGAUUUCGACUUGGCAAACAUCGGCCUCUCAGUUUUUGCGAGCGUGCUGUUGUUUGCUGCCAAAAUGCACGAUAAGUCGUGGGUGCCCUUCAUUGCUGUAUCCGUGACGUUUUACAUGCACUGGACAUGCUCGGUCGAGCUUGCGCAAGAUUUCAUGGCCAAUAUAAAGGUCCCCGAGUUUCCAGAGGCCCUGUUGGCUUCUUUUGGGGUGGCUGCUGGUGUCCGGGGCAUGACUCGGGGUUUGCACGAGCCGUUGCUGAGGCCCCAACAAGAGAGUUCGGGAGGUCGGGCCCCACACGAGGCGCCUGGCGGCACACGUGUCCCCGACUUUCCAGAGGCCCUGUUGACUGCUCUCGGUGUGGCUGGUGGUGUCCGGGGCACGACUCGGCAUCAGAUUGGUUUUUCCCAGUUUGAGCAUCCUGUUGCGUUAACAGUCGAAGCUCAGGCAAAGCAUGUUGGGCAAUUGAAAGGUGGAUUGAGCAAAAAUUUAUUCUUGAAGCUGAAUUUGCCAACACCUCAAAGAAAGCUUAUUGAAUUCUGUAUUUUGCUUGUUGGGAAGUUUCGUAUAUUUGUUUUCAUGAUCUUUUUUUGUGUUUUUCAAUUUUUUUUUCGUUAAAUUGUCAUUUGAAGCUAUCUUUUUUCCGUUUCGUUAUUGCUAGAUCAAGGAUUUAAGACUCCGGAAUUUUGCUUCUUCCAUCCAUUGUCUAAUGACAUGACAGUCGGUGAGUAGUUAAGGCUUUAUCGAUUUAUAACACUUGAAAAAAAAAUAAAAAAUGAGCAAAGUGCGAAUAGUAGAUGGAUUUUCCAGAUUGGCUUCACCUCACAUGAUAUGUU
This is a messenger RNA of Striga asiatica, 1599 nucleotides long. The record is from the annotation of a GenBank genome assembly. Lineage: Eukaryota; Viridiplantae; Streptophyta; Magnoliopsida; Lamiales; Orobanchaceae.